Molecule: messenger RNA, 8931 nt
Organism: Pogoniulus pusillus (Red-fronted tinkerbird)
Lineage: Eukaryota; Metazoa; Chordata; Aves; Piciformes; Lybiidae
Gene: NRXN1
Product: neurexin 1
Exons: 24
Coding region: 918-5456 (1512 amino acids)
Source: RefSeq, a predicted model, not a curated record
CCCGCGCAGGUGUCAGGCGCGGCCGCAGCGCGAGCAGCGGCGGCGCUGAGGGAGCACGAGCAGCGCUUUGCCGCGGCGGCGGCGACGGCCGCGGUGGAGGAGGAAGGCGAAGAAGAGAAGGAGGAGGCGGCGGCAGGCUGGUGGGUUUGCGUGUGGCGUUGUGCAAAGAUUAGAAACAGAAACAAUAGAGGAAAAUCACCCCCCCUGGAUCUUAGCCUUGGCCUUUUGCAAGCAAACAGAAGAGGAGCUGUCAGGCUUUGCAUGUCAAGUAGCCACUCGGCUGUUUGACAGCUUCUGGGUUUCAACCCCACUGGGAUUGAGGCAGCUCAGGAAACCAUGAGCGAUGAGUCUUGUCAUCUGCUGACGCUGCUCUAGCACCAUGGCAGACAGUCCGUGAUCUGACAAGAGGAUCUGUCCUAGGGAGGCAGCGCUGGGAUUGGUAAUUGGCUUCCUGGGAAACUACAGCUGGCAGAGAGGAUGUAAAAAGAGGUGUGCACGUGCUGGGAUAUUGCUACAGUCUUGCUGAGUUGGUGGAUCCACUUGGAGGAGGGUUUUGCCACCGCUCUUGGUUUUUCUCCUAGUUUGGUAAUGUUUGCUUUGGGAAAAAUUUCUGCUGACUCACCCACUCCUGGACACCUUUUGCGAACCCUGGCCAAGCAGUGAAGAGACUCAACGGCAUCUUCCCUCAGGUGCAGGUCCCCUCUGGUGGCCCUAAACCCCAUCCUGUGGGGCACUCGCAGCCCCCUGCCCCAGGGAGUCCUCUGCAGUGACCCCCGCACGUGGGGGCGGGGGUGAGCGUGCCCAGACUUUCCAGCGUGGCCUGUGCCCGGCAAGAUUUUACCCUGUCUGCCACCGGGGCCCCAGUGCCGUCCCCCGCCGGCCCUGCCGCCCCACUCGCCCGCCCCAGGCCGCGCAGGAUGGGGCCGGCGCUGGUGCGGCGCGGGGGCUGCCUGCUGCUCUGGCUGGCCCUGCUGCUGGGUUGCUGGGCCGAGCUGGGCAGCGGGCUGGAGUUCCCGGGGGCUGAGGGCCAGUGGACCCGCUUCCCCAAGUGGAAUGCCUGCUGCGAAAGUGAGAUGAGCUUCAACAUGAAGACGCGCAGCUCCAGCGGGCUGGUGCUCUACUUUGAUGAUGAGGGCUUCUGCGACUUCCUGGAGCUCAUCCUCACCCAAGGCGGGCGGCUGCAGCUCAGCUUCUCCAUCUUCUGUGCUGAGCCUGCCACCCUGCUCUCCGACACUGCGGUCAACGACAACCUCUGGCACGCCGUUGUCAUCCGACGCCACUUCAAGAACACGACGUUGAUCAUUGACCGGGCCGAAGCCAAGUGGGUGGAAGUGAAGUCCAAGCGGCGGGACAUGACUGUCUUUAGCGGCCUCUUCUUAGGGGGGCUCCCACCAGAGCUGCGGUCAGCGACGCUAAAGCUGACGCUGUCCUCUGUAAAGGACAGGGAGCCCUUCAAGGGCUGGAUAACGGAUGUCCGGGUCAACUACACGCAGGCGUCGCCAGUGGAGAGCCAGGAGGUGCGGCUGGAUGAUGAGCAGAGCCGCCUGUGCGCCAGGGAGGACGUCUGCCUCAACGGGGGUGUCUGCUCCGUGCUCAACGACCAGGCCGUCUGUGACUGCUCCCAAACGGGCUUUCGGGGCAAGGACUGCAGUGAAGAAGACAACUAUGUGGAAGGUCUGGCGCACCUGAUGAUGGGCGACCAAGGUAAAAGUAAAGGAAAAGAAGAAUAUAUUGCAACAUUCAAAGGAUCAGAAUACUUCUGCUACGAUCUGUCUCAGAAUCCCAUACAAAGUAGCAGUGACGAAAUAACUCUGUCCUUUAAAACGCUUCAGAGGAACGGACUGAUGCUUCACACAGGAAAAUCGGCUGAUUAUGUCAAUCUUGCACUGAAAAAUGGAGCCGUCUCCUUGGUCAUUAAUUUGGGCUCGGGGGCCUUUGAAGCACUGGUGGAACCCGUGAAUGGGAAAUUCAAUGACAAUGCCUGGCAUGAUGUGAAAGUAACCAGGAAUCUGCGUCAGCACUCAGGCAUUGGACACGCUAUGGUAAACAAACUACAUUGUUCGGUGACAAUAUCAGUGGAUGGAAUUCUGACCACAACGGGCUACACGCAAGAAGACUACACCAUGCUGGGCUCUGAUGACUUUUUCUAUGUUGGAGGCAGUCCUAGCACAGCAGACCUCCCAGGGUCACCAGUCAGUAACAACUUUAUGGGCUGUCUCAAAGAGGUUGUAUAUAAAAAUAAUGAUGUCAGGUUGGAGUUAUCUCGACUUGCCAAGCAAGGAGAUCCUAAAAUGAAGAUUCAUGGAGUUGUAGCAUUUAAGUGUGAGAAUGUUGCAACCUUAGAUCCAAUCACGUUUGAAACACCAGAGUCUUUCAUCUCAUUGCCAAAGUGGAAUGCCAAGAAAACGGGCUCCAUAUCAUUUGACUUCCGUACAACCGAGCCAAAUGGCUUGAUUCUGUUCAGCCACGGAAAACCAAGGCACCAAAAAGAUGCCAAACACCCCCAGAUGGUGAAAGUUGACUUUUUUGCUAUCGAGAUGCUUGAUGGCCACCUCUACCUGCUGUUAGACAUGGGAUCAGGUACCAUAAAAAUAAAAGCUUUGCAGAAGAAGGUGAACGAUGGCGAAUGGUAUCAUGUAGAUUUCCAGCGGGAUGGGCGGUCAGGGACCAUAUCUGUGAACACGCUGCGUACACCGUACACUGCACCAGGGGAAAGCGAAAUCCUUGACUUGGAUGAUGACUUGUAUCUGGGAGGCUUACCAGAAAACAAAGCAGGCCUUGUCUUCCCAACAGAGGUGUGGACAGCACUUCUCAACUACGGCUAUGUCGGCUGCAUCAGAGAUUUAUUUAUCGAUGGUCAAAGCAAGGAUAUUCGACAGAUGGCUGAAAUUCAGAGUACAGCAGGAGUCAAACCCUCAUGCUCAAGAGAAACUGCAAAGCCUUGCCUUAGCAACCCCUGUAAGAACAAUGGUGUGUGCAGGGAUGGGUGGAACAGAUACGUUUGUGAUUGCUCUGGUACAGGGUACCUUGGCAGAUCGUGUGAAAGAGAGGCAACCAUUUUAAGCUAUGAUGGAAGCAUGUUCAUGAAAAUCCAGCUGCCUGUGGUGAUGCAUACAGAGGCCGAAGAUGUUUCUUUACGGUUCAGGUCUCAACGAGCUUACGGCAUUUUAAUGGCGACCACCUCUAGGGAAUCUGCAGACACCCUGCGCUUAGAGCUGGAUGCAGGACGAGUCAAACUGACGGUCAACCUAGACUGUAUCAGGAUUAACUGUAAUUCCAGCAAAGGUCCAGAGACCCUUUUUGCUGGCUAUAACCUCAAUGAUAAUGAGUGGCACACAGUGCGUGUGGUUCGGCGAGGAAAGAGUUUAAAGUUAAUGGUGGAUGACCAGCAGGCCAUGACAGGUCAAAUGGCUGGCGAUCACACCCGGCUGGAGUUCCACAACAUAGAAACAGGAAUCAUAACCGAGCGGCGCUACCUGUCUUCCGUGCCUUCCAAUUUCAUUGGGCAUCUGCAGAGUCUUACAUUUAAUGGCAUGGCCUACAUUGACUUGUGUAAAAACGGAGACAUCGAUUAUUGUGAGCUAAAUGCAAGAUUUGGGUUCAGGAACAUCAUAGCAGACCCUGUAACCUUUAAAACAAAAGCAAGUUAUGUUGCAUUGGCCACGCUCCAAGCGUACACAUCUAUGCACCUUUUUUUCCAGUUCAAAACCACCUCCCUGGAUGGAUUGAUACUUUAUAACAGUGGCGAUGGAAAUGAUUUCAUUGUGGUUGAGUUAGUAAAAGGGUAUUUGCACUAUGUGUUUGACUUGGGGAAUGGUGCAAAUCUUAUCAAAGGAAGUUCUAACAAACCCCUGAAUGACAACCAGUGGCACAAUGUGAUGAUCUCAAGGGAUACCAACAAUCUCCACACUGUAAAGAUCGACACUAAAAUCACAACGCAGAGCACAGCAGGAGCCAGAAAUUUAGACCUCAAAAGUGAUUUGUAUAUUGGAGGGGUGGCCAAAGAAAUGUAUAAGUCCUUGCCAAAACUGGUGCAUGCAAAAGAGGGAUUCCAAGGCUGCCUUGCAUCAGUUGACUUGAAUGGCCGACUCCCUGAUCUCAUCUCAGAUGCUCUCUUCUGCAAUGGACAGAUAGAAAGAGGAUGUGAAGUUGCAUUGAUGAAAGCUGAUUUGCAAGGACCCAGCACAACGUGCCAAGAGGAUUCCUGUGCAAACCAGGGAGUGUGCUUACAGCAGUGGGAUGGAUUCAGCUGUGACUGUAGUAUGACCUCCUUCAGUGGACCCCUGUGCAAUGACCCGGGAACAACAUACAUCUUUAGCAAAGGUGGUGGACAGAUCACUUACACGUGGCCUCCUAACGACCGGCCAAGCACUCGUGCGGACAGGCUGGCGAUAGGGUUUAGUACCGUUCAAAAGGAAGCCGUGUUGGUGCGAGUGGACAGCUCUACUGGGCUGGGAGACUAUUUAGAGCUGCACAUUCACCAGGGGAAAAUUGGAGUUAAAUUUAAUGUUGGAACUGAUGACAUCUCUAUUGAAGAGAUCAACGCAAUCAUUAAUGAUGGGAAAUACCAUGUAGUACGUUUCACUAGGAGUGGUGGCAAUGCCACAUUACAGGUGGACAACUGGCCAGUUAUUGAACGCUACCCAGCAGGAAACAAUGAUAACGAGCGCCUGGCGAUUGCUAGACAGCGAAUUCCAUAUCGACUUGGUCGAGUAGUUGAUGAAUGGCUACUCGACAAAGGGCGUCAGCUCACAAUCUUCAAUAGCCAAGCAACCAUUAAAAUUGGAGGCAAGGAACGUGGUCACCCUUUCCAAGGCCAGCUCUCUGGUCUUUACUACAAUGGCUUGAAAGUUCUGAAUAUGGCAGCAGAAAAUGAUGCCAACAUCAUGAUAGAAGGAAAUGUGAGACUUGUUGGUGAAGUGCCUUCCUCUAUGACAACCGAGUCCACAGCCACAGCGAUGCAGUCUGAGAUGUCCACGUCAGUCAUGGAAACCACCACCACGCUGGCCACCAGCACUGCUAGAAGAGGAAAGGCCCCCACGAAAGAGCCGAUCGGUCAGACCACAGAUGACAUCCUGGUGGCCUCGGCUGAAUGUCCUAGCGAUGAUGAGGACAUCGAUCCCUGUGAGCCGAGCUCAGGUGGGUUAGCAAAUCCUACCAGGGCAGGAGGAGGAAGGGAGUACCCUGGCUCGUCCGAAGUGAUCCGCGAAUCCAGCAGCACAACGGGCAUGGUGGUCGGGAUCGUGGCAGCGGCGGCGCUGUGCAUCCUCAUCCUCCUGUAUGCGAUGUACAAGUACAGGAAUCGAGACGAAGGCUCCUACCACGUCGAUGAGAGUCGAAACUACAUCAGUAACUCAGCACAAUCCAACGGGGCUGUGAUCAAGGAGAAACAGCCCAACAGCGCUAAAAGCUCCAACAAAAACAAGAAAAAUAAGGAUAAGGAGUACUAUGUCUGAUCCCAACAGCUAAAAGAACGCUUGUAUAGAAAUAGUCUUCAUUUUAUCUGAGACAUAAUACAAACUUAUUUACUUUACUUUUUAUGAAGCACAUUCAAAAAAAAAAACAAACCAACAAACAAAAAACAAAACAAAACCAGACAGGGAAUGCAAUCAGAAAGGAAAGACUGUUUUUAAAAACAAGCAUUUUGUGCUCUUGUUUUUCAGAAACAGGAGCUGGUAAAUUCCCUACCAUCCACAGUGUUUUCAUUUACUCUGCCUGUCUUUAUGUUGCUGGAACAUUUCUGAAAGACAAUGGUGACCACCACGCACUCAUAAAGCAAGGAGUAUUACUACAACAUCAAGGCACAAUACGAAACAAAUUAAAACAAACAAAAAAAACAGGAGAAAAAAAAAAAACCAAACUUAAAAAAAAAAAUAAAAGGAAAGAAAAAGAAAGAAAGAAACAAAAAGAAGCUACCUAUGAUUCUGGAUUUAGCCAAAGUGCUAGCUCUUUCAUGAGAAGUAAGUUAGUCUUAUUGUCAGAGAAGACUGUCGUUAAAUGUGGUGACUCAACAAGCAAACGCAAAGAGUUUGCCCUUCUGGUGCAGUGAAGCAGUGAUUGGAAAACUUGCAUUUGAAACAAAGUGCUGGCUUUUCUGAAGACUUUCCGUAGAAACACUUUCAAAAAGCCCCUUUUCUGGUCGUGAGGAAAAUAGUACGGAGGCCUUAUUUUCAAAUACAACAACAGGAGAAAAAAAAACAACCACACAAAACAAAACCAAACUAACCACACACACAGGGAAAAAAACAAUCUGGAAUAUAAGGCACAUUUCCACAAAAAAAAACCAACAACAACAACAACAAAAAAAAAGAACAACAACAACAAAGAAUAAAAAUAAUAUAUAUAUAUUAAAAAAAAGGUAAAAAAAAAAGACAAAAACAAACGAGGGCAUAGAUGCAAUCAUUGGGAAAUUUUCAUGCACGCUUAAUAUGUUAUUACAUAUGUUUAUAUAAAAAAACACAUCUAUAUGUGCUUUCUGGACUGUGAUAAGUGAUGUUUUAUAGCCUGUUGUAUAGAAAAUGCAAACUAUUAUCUGCUCUUCAGCCAUUUUUGGUAAACUCAAUGUUCUAAGUGUUGCUAGGUAUAGAGAGUUUUCUGACAUCUGGAGCAACAGACAUACUUCAGGUUGGGUUUGAUUUUUUUUUGCAGCCAUUAUAAAAUUGUCCAAGAUUUCUUCCCCUUUCUAUGUUUUUUUUUUUCUUUUAAUUUCUUUUUUUUUUUUUUUAAGCUCUUUUCUUUUUUUAAUUUACAGUGUAGUGGUAAUUCUAAGGGGGAUGUGUAUGAAUGUAUAUAAGAGUCAGCUAGAUUUUUUCUUACCUGUACAGCCUCUAUUCUGUUGCAGUUGAGUUUUAGUAGUUUGUAUGAAAGAAGUGGACUAGAAAGCAAAAAUAUCUCUCUACUGUAAUUUGUCUUCUCCUUCCUAUCCCCAUCUCUUGCUCCUGAUAUGCAUCAAUGAAGUUGAUCCGAGUGGCCAAUUUUCAUUAAUUAGCUAAAUAUUUAGUGAGUUCAAACUGGCCUUUGGCUUCCAGUCAAAGCUUCACUAGUGGAGAGCAUGGUUUGCCUUACAGAAACUUUGUUCUUAAGACAUUAUGAGAAUGAGGAGUUUCUUGAGAAUCUUAGGAAGUAUCAUAUAGUGUUUAUCUGGCAUUCAAUUAGGUGACAGCUACUACAGCAUGGGGUGGUGAAAGAUCUAAAAACAAAAGACCUGUUUAAUUUUCCAGGCUGAUUCUACUGCAGAAUUUUACCCCUUUCUCUAAAAAAAAAAUGAAAUUAUGUUGAGGUGCACGAUGGUAUUUUUCAAUGGUGGGCAUUUUGACUUAUGAAAAAGAAGUAUUUUUAGCUAUGUUGGCUGUGUAGCUUUGCAAGGCAUCAGAACCAGGCAAAGAUGAGUUCACCCUGUUUUAAAGCGGCACGUUGCUUUUCUUGCAGAUAUAAAACAUUAAUGCAUUUUAGUUAAACAUAUUCAAUAUGAAGCUGCAAUUUACAUGCUAAACUUUGGGGGGUUUUGUUGGUUUGGGGUUUGGGUUUUUUAUUACUUUUUAAGAUUUUUUUUUUUCCUAGUAUUAUUUCAUUAGGUUCCCAGCAAUAAAUCAUAGCUUAACAUUUUAUUUACACAGAAGUUCAAAGGGAAAUCCAUUAGACAGGAAGAGGGUAGUUCAACAGAAAUCAAUCAAAUCAUUGGAAGGCCUCCUGGGAGGGAUAUAGAUGUUCACACUUUGCAGACAGGAAGGAGGAAUUGAAAAUCAGCUUUAAACAGCAGGCACAAAACGUUUUGUUGUGUGUUAUACGCUGUAGCUGAUGCGAAUGGCUGGGAACUGGUACAGCGAGCAAGCUGGGAGACAGAGCACUUUAAAAAUAGAUGUAGCUGACAUGAAAACACCUUUCUUGAAGGUUGCCCACCACACCGAGGUGUGUCAUGUUGCCUUUGUCAAGCAGUUUGUAAUUUUCAUCAGCAUUUACACAGCAAUGAGAAGGAGGUUCGCAACAUGCAUCUGAUGCUCAUCUCCUAGAUGCUUCUUCACCUGUGGCACCCACCAUUUCUCCCACCUUUGCACAAGAGCUGUACUCAGGGAACAGCAGGGUCAGCCAGGUAUCCUAAAGGUCAUUGCUGGAAGGAAGAGACUUCAGCUGGAGAGGGGGGAAAGAAGAAGUUGAAAGCCAGGUGGUGGUCAGAUUUCAGUGCUGGAAGAUGCAGAGAAGGAAAAGAGCGAUGUGAUGACAAGAUGUGACGGGAUAUGGUUUGGGUGAGAUGCCAUGGUCUUUUCUGCUCGGUAUUGAUUGCAUUAAUGAAAUAGCAUGGGCAGGUCAACUUCCAGGCAGUUGAGUAGAUCAAUCUUUAACUAAAUCCAUACAUCAAGGGGGAAAAAAAAAAAAGAAAAAAAAAAACAAACAUCAAAAACAAAGGAUCUGCUACUACUAUAAUCAGCAAACACGAUGCUAACACUGUUUCUGAAGGUUCUCCUUUUUCCUCUUUAAUUUAAUAACUAAAGAGAAAGCAAAACAAAAGAAAAAACCCACAAAACAAAUAUGGAUGUAAUCAGAAGUGCCAGCAAGUGGAUUUAAGAUUCCUUUUUUUUUUUUUUUUUUGGUUGCUGUUUAAAAACCAGCAGCAACAGCAAACAAACAGACAUAAACCAACUACCUAACAUGCAAUUGGAUCCUUUCUCUAUAAUAACCUAAUUUGUCUGACUGAGAUGGCUUCAUUUCUAUGACUGUCUUGUGUUGCCUUUUUUAACAAAACACUAAAUACCCUGUGAAACUUUUCAACCCUAAGACAUCAAAGAGAGGCCCAAUGCCCCUAACCUUAUAGUGCUUUCUGUGAUAGAUAUUUACCAUUUUUUUAUUUGUUGCAAGGCCAAUUUAUUCAUUUAUUGGAAAUGCUAAGCAAGUGGAAUUUACUGUUUUGUUAAUAAAAAUGUUUCUUAAUACAAA